Pistacia vera is the source of this 1808-nucleotide messenger RNA. Its product is annotated as homeobox-leucine zipper protein ATHB-6. The record is from RefSeq and is a predicted model, not a curated record. Gene Ontology annotation, molecular function: sequence-specific DNA binding; DNA-binding transcription factor activity, RNA polymerase II-specific. The coding region runs from base 516 to 1463 and encodes 315 amino acids. Gene Ontology annotation, cellular component: nucleus. Gene Ontology annotation, biological process: positive regulation of DNA-templated transcription. Lineage: Eukaryota; Viridiplantae; Streptophyta; Magnoliopsida; Sapindales; Anacardiaceae. The transcript has 4 exons.
AGGCCAGCUGUGUUGUGAAACUGGUUCAUCAAUCUCUCUUCUCCUCUUAAUAUUUCUCUCAUAUUUAUUUUUGUUUGUAGAUAAACAGUCUAUAGACUAUUGAAUUGAGUAAUGAUGUGAAUAGAGAAAUAGUGGGUUUACUUCUCUUGUGGGUUUGGAUUUGAUUUUAUUGUUUUCUUUGUGUGUGUUUUGGGUUUUGUUAAAUAAAUAGUUUUGAUUUUUGCAUGGGUUCAGAGGGAGAAGAGGUUGUGAAAAAGGAGAAGAAGUAUGGGGAAGCUAAGAGAGAGUUGUUGUUGUGGUACAAUUCUAGUAUACAAAACAACUGUAAAAGGUGGUCUAGUUUUAAACAUGUCAGUUGUUUGUAUAAGUGAAAAAGAAAAUCUUGCUCUAAACACUGCUUGAGCUCUUAAAGAUCCACUGAAAAAUUCUAAACACACACACAAACAACACUAAACAAAGACCUAAAAGAGGUUUUGAUCCAUCUGUUGAACAGUUUUUGUUUCACUACUUCAGUCAUGAAGAGAUCACUUGGCAGCUCAGAUUCCUUGGGUGCUUUGAUGUCAAUCUGCCCAACAACAGAUGACCACAGUCCAAGAACCAAUCAUGUUUACAGCAGAGAAUUUCAGUCCAUGUUGGAUGGUUUAGAUGAAGAAGGUUGCAUAGACGAAGGCGGGGUUCACAUCACAGAGAAGAAGAGAAGAUUAAGCGUAGAUCAAGUUAAGGCCUUGGAGAAAAAUUUCGAGGUUGAAAACAAGCUUGAACCUGAAAGAAAAGUUAAACUUGCUCAAGAACUUGGGUUGCAACCGAGACAAGUUGCUGUUUGGUUCCAAAACCGUCGAGCUCGCUGGAAAACAAAGCAAUUAGAACGAGAUUAUGGCGUUCUUAAAGCCAACUAUGAUGCUCUUAAGCUCAAUUAUGAUGCUCUCCAACACGACAAUGAAGCUUUACUCAAAGAGAUAAGAGAACUGAAAUCAAAGCUGAAUGAAGAAAACAGUGAAAGCAAUAAUCUUUCUGUGAAAGAAGAAAUAAUUGUGCCUGAAACUGAAAACAAAACACUUGUUGAAGAAAGUAAGCCACCGCCUCCGGUGAUAACUUCUUCACUGGCUGUGUCUGAGACUGAUCAAGAAGUUCUCAAAUAUGGAGGAGUGGCUUCAAUCUUCCCGGACUUCAAAGACGGGUCAUCAGACAGUGACUCAAGUGCAAUCUUGAACGAAGAUAAUAGCCCAAACGCGGCCAUUUCCUCAUCUGGGAUCCUUCAAAACCAGCAGCACAGUCUCUUGAUGUCUCCGGCAUCUUCUUCAUUAAAAUCACUAUCUUGCUUCCAGUUUUCAAAAGCACCAACUUAUCAAACUCAGUUUGUGAAAAUGGAAGAGCACAAUUUCUUUGCAGAGGACGCCUGUAAUUUCUUCUGCGAUGACCAACCUCCAACUCUUCAAUGGUGCUGUACUGAGCUAGACAUAUAAAGCUAGAAUAGAAGUAAAAAAAAAAGUAUGUAUGAUUUGAAUGAUCUAAGAAAAGAAGGUAAGAAGGUAUUGCAUAAGUGGAAAAAGGAAUGAAGGAGGAUAAUGAAUAUUAUUAUGAAGAAGAAGAGACAAAAGAGAAGAGAGGUGAUGAUGAGGAAGAUGAAGAUGAAGAAGGGGAAGAAGGUUCACGUGGGAGAUGGAUGAGAGGAUUAUUCAGAGAGGAGUGUGGGAAUGAUUAGGUCGUAAUUGAAAGAGGCUCUUUUGUUGUAAAAAAAAAAAAGAAGAUGAAAAAGAUUGAAAAUAUUUUCAAACCCACCGGGUUAAUGGAGAAAUAAUCAUUUUCUA